Messenger RNA from Schistosoma turkestanicum, 459 nucleotides. Lineage: Eukaryota; Metazoa; Platyhelminthes; Trematoda; Strigeidida; Schistosomatidae. The record is from the annotation of a GenBank genome assembly.
AUGCAAACACGUUACGUAUAUAUAACUAGUCAACAUAUAGCAAUAUGUAAUUUAGUUGAUAAAAUUGGCAUUACACUUUACGAUUUAAAUAUUGACAAUUUAGAUGUUCAUGCAGAUCGUAAUACAUUUCAUCGAUUUGAUAAAUUCAAUGCCAAAUACAAUCCUAUUGGUCAAAGUCAAUUGCGUGAAGUAUUUUUGAAAACUGACAAUUAUAUUAAAGGCGUUUUCUUUGCACAUGUUUUAAAGGAAGUGUUUUAUGAUUUUUCUGAAUCAAAAUAUCAAAAUGCUGAACCACGUCUUUCACUCUAUGGUCGAUCUAUCAAUGAAUGGGAUAAUCUAGCGAAAUGGGCUAUUGAUUGUAAAGUUUACUCAGAUAAUAUACGUUGGUUGAUUCAAGUGCCUCGUCUAUUCGAUGUUUAUCAUGCUAAAGGAUCAAUGAAAUACUUUCAAGUAAAUUAA